AUGAUUCCAGAGCCUCACGGUGGUGCCUUACAAGACUUAGUUAUCAGAGAUGCUAAUAUUAAAGACGAUUUGUUGAAAAAAUCUGAAUCUUUAGAACAAGUUGUAUUAACUGACAGACAAUUAUGUGAUUUAGAAUUAAUCUUAAAUGGUGGUUUCAGUCCAUUAGACGGGUUUUUAAACGAAGACGACUAUAAUUCAGUGGUCAGUGAUAUGAGAUUAUCGUCUAAAGUCAACAAAGAAACUGGUAAAGGUUAUUUGUGGCCAAUCCCAAUUACUUUAGAUGUUAACGAAGCCGUUGCUUCAAGUUUCAAAAUCGGUCAAGAAAUUGUACUCAAAGAUUUAAGAGAUGACAAUAAGUUAGCCAUCUUAAAAAUCGAAUCUAUUUAUAAGCCAAACAAAGAAUUGGAAGCCAAAAAUGUAUUCAGAGGAGAUCCUGAACAUCCAGCUGUGAAAUACUUAUUUGAUACUGCUGGUGAUUAUUACAUUGGUGGUUCCCUUCAAGGUUUAAACUACCCAAAACACUAUGAUUAUAGUGACUUCAGAAAGAACCCAACUGCUUUGAGAUCAGAAUUUCACAAUAAUGGAUGGGCUGAUCACAAUAUAGUGGCUUUCCAAACCAGAAACCCUAUGCACAGAGCCCAUAGAGAAUUGACAAUCAGAGCUGCUCAAGAUUUAGGUGAAAAUGGACAUAUCUUGAUCCACCCUGUUGUCGGUUUGACCAAACCUGGUGAUAUUGAUCAUCACACUAGAGUUAAAGUUUACAAAACUAUUUUAACCAAAUUUCCGGAAAAUUUAGCUACUUUAUCAUUAUUACCUUUGGCCAUGAGAAUGGGUGGUGAUAAGGAAGCCUUGUGGCAUGCUUUGAUUCGUCAAAAUUAUGGUGUUGAUCACUUUAUUGUUGGUAGAGAUCACGCUGGUCCUGGUAAGAACUCACAAGGUGUUGACUUCUAUGGCCCUUAUGAUGCUCAAGACUUAUUGAAAAAUGUGGAAGGUGAAUUGAAAAUUAAAAUUGUUCCCUUCAGAAUGGUCACCUAUUUACCUGAUGAAGACAGAUAUGCUCCAAUUGAUACCAUAGAUUUGAAGACCGUCAAAACUGCAAAUAUUUCUGGUACCGAAUUGAGACAAAGAUUGAAGGAUGGCUCUGAAAUUCCAGAAUGGUUCAGUUACCCUGAAGUUGUCUCCAUCUUGAGAUCUACUAACCCACCAAGGUCCAAACAAGGUUUUGUUAUUGCUAUCAAUACUAAAAACACCGCCAAUAAAUCAGGUGAAUACUUGUCUUUUGCUUUACAAUCCGUGUUGAACGAAUUGAACAAAGACAGAAGAAUCACCAAAUUGGUCGAUUACAAUGACGACUACAUUGUCAACGAACUUGUCAAGGCUGGUACUGGUGUUAUCGCUUUGUCAUCCCAAGUUAACAAGAUUGUUGAUGCCAUUGGUCAAAGUAACUCAAUAAUUGUAAACAUCGAUAACAACCAAGAGCAAGGACAAUCAAGUGAUAAUGUUUUCAACUUGAACUCUAAUGAAAAAGAUUUAACCAAAUUUAUUCAAUCAAUCAUCGAUUACUUAGAACAACAAGGUUUCAUCAAAAACAACUGGUCAAUAGAUUUAAUUUAG
This is a messenger RNA of Yamadazyma jaroonii, 1614 nucleotides long. NCBI's taxonomy places the organism in Eukaryota, Fungi, Ascomycota, Pichiomycetes, Serinales, Debaryomycetaceae. The record is from the annotation of a GenBank genome assembly.